Messenger RNA from Batrachochytrium dendrobatidis JAM81, 2763 nucleotides. RefSeq lists its product as uncharacterized. The record is from RefSeq and is a predicted model, not a curated record. Bases 1 to 2763 code for a protein of 920 amino acids. The transcript is spliced from 15 exons. Gene Ontology annotation, cellular component: cytoplasm; fungal-type vacuole membrane. NCBI's taxonomy places the organism in Eukaryota, Fungi, Chytridiomycota, Chytridiomycetes, Rhizophydiales. Gene Ontology annotation, biological process: endosomal vesicle fusion; vesicle-mediated transport; autophagy.
AUGUCAAGACAGGAUCCGUUUGAAUUGGUUUCCCUCGUGGUUGCAUCGGAUCAUCCUGUUGAACCUCCGCUACGACCAUCUGCUCUUAAGCCAUUGCAACCCCAUCUAGAUAACUCCUUGGUUCGCACUUUAGGCUCGGCAUCUGCCAUGUUUGGCACUCUUACUAGUAAAUCUGGUUCAACUACUAAUCCUCCUGCUAGUAUGAGUGGACCGGACACUUCCCAUUCAAAACCUCAAGAGUUGGAACCGUCUGGAAAGCAUCUUAUUUUCAAUGUUGCUGAACUGUGUGGCAACGAUCUUUAUAUUGGAUCAUUCGACGGAAUUUUACAGCAUUACAUUAUAGACCCAAUCAAGAAUUCAUUUGAUUCUCCAUUGGAUACGCUUUUCCCUACUUCCCAUGCAAACAUUCCUACACUUAGAGGUGUAUUAGCAUUUUGCAUCGAUAGGAUUGCUCAAAGCCCACUUUCACUCAUAGUUGCUAAAAAACGGUCUAUCUGCAGCUAUUUGUUAGAUGAUCGACUGACUUUUCAAAAGGAUGUUCCCGUAUUGAACGGAGCUCAAUUUCUAACUCAAAACGGUCAAGUGAUUUGUGCUGCUGAUGCACUCACGUAUAAGCUUAUUAAUUUGGAUACUGGAGGCUGCAUUCCAUUGUUUCCAUAUGAAAAGUUGCAAAUGUCACCAGUUGCUGUAAUGAUUGGAGACGGUGAAUUCUUGCUUGUUACUGCAUCUGCACAAGGUGUUGGUCUGGGAGUCUUUAUAUCUUCAACUGGUGAACCCAUUCGAGUGUUUUUAUAUCCACACGUAUUUACGCUUCUUCGAAAUAAUAUGCUUCAAAUUCAUAAUUUUACCACACAGGAUCUAGUACAAUCCAUUACUUUUCCCAGUGAUACACCAGCGAAAUCUAUAUCUGCUGCACAAUAUCCGCUUGAAGUUAAAGUGGCUGGGUUUUUUGAAAAUAAUGCUGUAUCUACAGCAGAAACAUCUGACAGUUUACCCACAACAUCCGCUGGAACAGUUCAAGUCAUCAUUAGUUUUUGUAACGAGAUCCUUGGAUUGCUAAUGAUUCCUUGGGAAAUUCAAGUAGAACAGCAUUUUGAUGCUGGGAGUAUUCACCAGGCUGUUAUACUAGCGGAUCAAAUACUAGGACAGGACCAAGAUACUCCUGCCAAAAGGACCAAGUUGUCACGCAUUUACAUACGAGCAGGAAUCAUGUUUGUUCGGGAUGCUAAUUUUUCAUCUGCUCUGGACUGUUUUAAUCGAGGUCGAAUUAAUCCGCGCGCGCUAAUUUAUCUUUACCCUGAUAUUCGGCCAUCGACCUAUACAAUAAUCCCUGAAGGCUACGCUCGGAAAUGGAUGGUAGAAAAUGAAACAAUAGAUCAAAUAGUUGAUAGAGCUGUAUCCAAACAAUAUUCCAAUAUCGAUGAACCAGGCGCAUCAUCUUUGAAAACUGCACUCACUUUGGAGGCUCAGGAUAUGCUUAUGUCGUACUUGUCAAAUAUUCGCACAUCAAAACUAUCCAAAACUGAAAUCAAAACUGAUAUUGAUUCAACAUUAUUGAAGCUAUAUGCUGAGCAUAAUACGUCUGCCAUGUAUGAUCUCCUUGCUGGCCCAAACUACUGUGAUAUUGCUCAAUGCGAAGCGUAUCUUGCAUCCAAAAAUCGAUACUUUGCACAAAGUUUGAUGUUUAAAGCACAGGAACAAUAUACACAAUGCCUUGAUUUGUGGAUCAGAAUUUCUUCUGGCGAGGUGAUGGAUCCAGAUUUUAUUGGCAUACCACUAAUUGUAGAGCUACUUGUUGAAUUGAAUGACACAAAUUUGAUAUGGCGGUAUGCAGAAUGGGUUCUUCGACGAGACCCUGUUCGUGGUGUAAAGAUUUUUAUUGAUCGCAAAGACGAAUUGUUUAAAGUCGAGACAGUGUUGGAGUUUUUGGAGUCGCACGCGACUCGUGCACUGAAGCUAUACAUUGAAGAUUUAGUCAUGAGUCAAUACAAUAAGGAUCCAGCGCUGCAUACCCGACUUGGAAUACUGUAUAUCGAUGAAAUCGCCCAUAUUGCCACAGAUACGCUUGUUUUGUCGCAAGAAACAGAGUUUUUAAAAAGAAAAAACAAAUUGCAAACAUAUAUGGAGUUUAUGCGCUGCCUGUCCGAUCCGUUUGCAGCUGCACGACUCACAUUUGUAGACUUUGUUCAGCAGUCAGAAUUUGCAGAUAUGGCUGUUUUGAAAAAUCAUUUAGACAGCCGACUUCCUAACAUGUUUUUUGAACACGUAUCGCUGCUAAUCAAGUCUGGCGACACAUUUCGUGUUUUGGAUCUGCUUGUGCUAAAAAUGCACGACUACGUAGCAGCCGAGCGAUACUGUUUACAAUCUGGACAAUCUAGAGUUGAUACUAUGAGUAUAUCAAGACCAACGGACUCGGUAUUGCAACCCAAAGCAAUUUCUAUGAUAAGCCAACUUAUUUCAAUAUAUAUCAAAACUUCGACCAAUAGGCAGCAUGAUCAACGCAUUGCUUGUACUGAGGAGGUCGUGAGACUGCUUGCUAUGUACUAUGAAUAUUUGGAUGCAGUGCAACUACUUACAGAGAUGCCUGAUAGCUGGGGGAUUGCAAUGUUGUCACCCUUUAUCCAAGCUGCGAGCUCACGAAACCUACGUGAACAGCGUAUCAGUUUGAUUUGUAAAGCGCUUUCUUGUGGAGAAAACGUUCAGGUAAAUCAUCAAAAUUUAGUGUUAGAUUUGGUGUUUCCACACUCAUUUAUGAGUGGAUAG